AUGACCACGACAACGCCACUUGUCCUCCCAGACGACAUUCUUCUCGAAAUCCUCUCGUACCUCGACCCACGAGACGUCGUCGCCGGCUACAACGUGUCGCGUCAAUGGCGCGAGGUCAUUCGGAACUUUCAACUCUGCAAGCCAUUCUUCGUUGAAUACGACAACACUUGCCCGGUGAAGAAGCGGAGUGUGAUUACUGGUUCGAAGAAUCGGGUCACGGAUUGGGGUGCCCUCUCGAACACCCUCGUCCGGCAGGAACGUCGAUGGGCAAGGUCUGACACCGUUCUUCGCUGGUCACCGACCAUUUUCCACGUACCCCCGCUACCGUGGAAGUUUGGCGGCUGCCACAUCGACGUAUUUGAAGAUACGUUGCUAGUGCAGAGGAUCAGUUACGUCCCCUUUAAUCCGGAGCGUCGCUAUCGGCAACCCGACCCUGUCCGUCAUCUCUACUUCCUGGACCGCUACACGUUUGAACUCAAGUUUCCCGCUGUGCUGGUGGCCGAAGGCGACAUGGUUUGGAUUAUUCAAGAACAGACUAUCGGCCCGAUUAUCAUCUGGACCCAUCUGAGUGAUCAGCGCUACGGUGGCGGGCUCUUUCCCGAAUCGCAAUACCAGAAGAUCCACGUCUUGCUGCCAGACGACCUUGCAGCCAAGUUUGGCGUUUCAACCUCUGAUCUGCCCCUGGUCCCUGGCUUUAAAGUGGUGGCACACUUCUUCCAGCUGCACUUGAUACCAGAAAUGAUGCCGUUCACCAUCAAGGUUGAACGUGAGGACAGCACGCUCCGUCUUCUGUUGGCCCAUCAGUUGUUCGAUGAACAGGAAAUCCACAUAACAGAACUGGCCCGUACUGAUGGGCGGACAAUCGAUCGCCCCCAGCCCCACAACAUUACCUUUGCAAAGCCGAUUGAAGAUCUUCUUGCUGUGCCGGACACGUAUGACCACGGGACACACCAUAUGCCGGUACGGCACACCCGACGUGCAUAUGCUGACAGCCACCAGGAGAUUACACUUGACAAGUUCUUCAUCUUUCGCAGCUCCGAUCUCGUUCAGGUGUACAACCGCAUGACGUCGGAUUUCCUAAUGUGUAUCCCGUCCCAGAACAAGGAUAUGUUCCCAGCAGCCGUGGCGUACGACCUACAGAGUGCCAUCCAGGAAAUCGCAACCGCCAGCAAGUAUUGUCCGCCUCGGUUUCCGACCGGCAAUGCAAUGACCAUCAGGGGCGACAUGCUCGGCUCUAUGCCUGGUGACGAUUUCGAAUCCCCUAGAGCCUACCAUAGGUCAUGUGCGCCAAUGUCCAACGAAGAAGUCUGGACAAACUUCACAACCCUUCCUGCCGAGUGGGUCUGCUGUUAG
Messenger RNA from Vanrija pseudolonga, 1353 nucleotides. RefSeq lists its product as uncharacterized. Lineage: Eukaryota; Fungi; Basidiomycota; Tremellomycetes; Trichosporonales; Trichosporonaceae. Gene Ontology annotation, molecular function: protein binding. The transcript is spliced from 2 exons. The coding region runs from base 1 to 1353 and encodes 450 amino acids. The record is from RefSeq and is a predicted model, not a curated record.